Contarinia nasturtii (swede midge) is the source of this 1328-nucleotide messenger RNA. RefSeq lists its product as uncharacterized. The transcript is spliced from 5 exons. The record is from RefSeq and is a predicted model, not a curated record. The coding region runs from base 100 to 1188 and encodes 362 amino acids. Gene Ontology annotation, molecular function: odorant binding. NCBI's taxonomy places the organism in Eukaryota, Metazoa, Arthropoda, Insecta, Diptera, Cecidomyiidae.
UGCUAAAAAUUCAAUAAUUGAUAAAAUUUUAAAUCAAAUUUAAAUUCUGAAUAAGUGAAACAGAACGAUUAAGGAGAAAUUCAUGAAAGAGAAUUGAAAAUGAAAGUUUAUUUGUGCAUGUUUGUGAUUAUCUCAAUAGUUCUAGUUGAUUUUGUUUAUUCAGCAUCUGAAGAAAAUCGUCCAGGUGCAUCUGGUGAUAAACCGAAACCAAUUGAUGCUUGGCACACAUUUUGGAAUCCUAAUAUAUGCUGUGAUGUUGAAAACAAGUACUUUAAAACCGAUUUCCAUGGAGGAAUUAUAAAAUCUAUUGACGAAUGCUAUCAACAAUUUGGUCCACGCGAAUCUGGAGAACCACCAAAAUACAAUUGCUACACUGAAUGUGUGGCUAACAAAACAGGACUGCUCAAUUCGAAUGGAAGUUUGAACGAAACGAAUUACAAAGAUUUUAUCACCAAAUAUUCAGAUCCGUUUGACCAUCAAAAGGUCGUUGUCAAUGAAACUGUGACCGAAUGUGUGAAUGCAGUCAAAUCCGAAUAUAAGCCAGAAUUUAAGGAUCGAAAUGGUUGCCGGUUAACAGGGCAUCUAACCAUUCAUUGUGCUAUUUAUUCUCUGAUUGAAUCUUGUCCAACUGACAAAGAGUCCACUUCAAAAUUCUGUAGAAGGUUCUUUUCAAAGCGUGAAAACGCUCAAUCUGAUGAUAAAUCCAAUUCCGAUUACUUUUGGGAAACAUUCUGGAAUCCAAAUAAAUGCUGUAAUAUUGAAAAGAAGGACGCCAAAACCAAUUUUCACAAAGGAGUUUUAAAACUUGUAGACGAAUGCUAUAAAAGAUUUGGUCGAGAUAAACCAGGGGAACCAACUAAAUACCAUUGCUACACAGAGUGCAUUGCAAAUAAAACAGGAUUGCUCAAUACCGAUGGAACUUUGAAUGAAACUAAUUAUAAAGACUUCAUAACUAAAUACGCAGAUCCAUAUGAUCAUCAUAAAGCCGUGGUGAAUGAAACUGUGGCCGAAUGUGUGAACGCAGUUAAAUUUGACUUUCGUUCAGAAUAUAAGGAUCCACGUGGUUGCAGAAAAACAGGACACAUAAGCAUUGACUGUGCCAUUUCGGGUUUGAUUGGAUCUUGCCCAGUUAACAAGCAAUCAACUUAUGAAGGUUGCAAAAAAUUCUUUCCAAGGUUUCAAGGCUGAACUGAAUUGAAAGAACACAAAAAUAUUUGAUCGACUUUAGUCAAGAAAAAUUGCUUGGUAAAUAAAUUUCACGUUGCUUAAAAAUGUUAAAAAAAAGUGUCCGCAGAUGUAUUGAAAGAAGUAAAAUAAGAAGCAUUUCC